AUGGACAGUGCCGACGUUGAAGCUACUAAAAUGUACAUUACGUACAACAACAUCCACCAGUUGUGUCAGGAGACCUCUGAGAAGAUUAAGCAGUUCAAGCCUGACUUGAUCAUCGCAAUCGGCGGUGGUGGUUUCAUCCCAGCCCGUAUGUUGAGAACUUUCUUGAAGGAGCCUGGCCAGCCAAACAUUAGAAUCAUGGCCAUCAUCUUGUCUCUUUACGAGGACAUCGAGACCGUUGGUACUCAAGCUGAGCAAGUCGGUACCCAGGUUGUGAGAACUCAGUGGAUUGACUACGCCCAGUCUAAGGUUGACUUGGUCAACAAGAACGUUUUGAUCAUUGAUGAGGUCGAUGACACUAGAACUACUUUGCAUUACGCCGUCUCUGAGUUGAAGAAGGACGUUGCCGAGCAGGCCCAGGCCAAGGGUGCUAACCCCGACGACACCAAGUUCGGUAUCUUUGUUCUCCACGACAAGGACAAGACCAAGAAGGCUAGCUUGCCUGAUGAGAUCAUGAAGACCGGCAACUACUUUGCUGCCAGAACCGUCCCUGAUGUCUGGAUUGCAUACCCAUGGGAGUCUGAUGACAUUGUCUACCACAGUAAGAGAGCUAUCGAGCAGGGUAACGAUGUUUUCCUCCCUUCCACCACUGAACAAUAA
This is a messenger RNA of Candidozyma haemuli, 657 nucleotides long. It is a transcript of the gene HPT1, whose product is annotated as hypoxanthine phosphoribosyltransferase. Gene Ontology annotation, cellular component: cytoplasm. NCBI's taxonomy places the organism in Eukaryota, Fungi, Ascomycota, Pichiomycetes, Serinales, Metschnikowiaceae. The transcript has a single exon. Bases 1 to 657 code for a protein of 218 amino acids. Gene Ontology annotation, molecular function: hypoxanthine phosphoribosyltransferase activity. The record is from RefSeq and is a predicted model, not a curated record. Gene Ontology annotation, biological process: GMP salvage; IMP salvage; XMP salvage.